Sitodiplosis mosellana (orange wheat blossom midge) is the source of this 1481-nucleotide messenger RNA. RefSeq names its product CLIP domain-containing serine protease B8-like. NCBI's taxonomy places the organism in Eukaryota, Metazoa, Arthropoda, Insecta, Diptera, Cecidomyiidae. Gene Ontology annotation, biological process: proteolysis. Gene Ontology annotation, molecular function: serine-type endopeptidase activity. The transcript is spliced from 10 exons. The coding region runs from base 404 to 1279 and encodes 291 amino acids. The record is from RefSeq and is a predicted model, not a curated record.
CAUACAUAUUAAAAAUAUUACGCAUCUCGCGUCAGACGUGUUUUGUUCAUUUAUUUCAAGAAGGGACAUUCCCGGUCCAUGUUUAACACAACUUUGUGGUCAAUUGUUGACAAUAUUUAGUUGACGUCUCACGUAAAACACCAUUUACCCACUUUCAUUUGCUGUGGAACGCAUAAGUCGAGCCUAUGCACAUAAAACCGCAACUUGUUCUCCUUCUUCUGCAGUUGUCGUUCGUUGCUGCUGCUGCUGAUUCAGUCGUUAUCUUGCUGCUCAAGUAGAUAGAUGGGGGUCAAGUGGCUUAAAAGUGAAAUCUGUGAUAUCAUUUAGAAAGUCUAGUGUAAUCGAACAUGAUUUAUAUGAAUUGUGUUGUCAAAUAUUUGGCGUUCCUUUAUUUCUUAUCAACAUGUCUGUACGCAUAUGGAGCACUAAUACCGAGCCCCAAAACACCAAAUGCAAAAUGUGGUGUUCAAUUAUUUGCAGAUCGGUGCAGAUUAUUGGUGGUAAUGUUACGGGAAUUUAUGACUAUCCAUGGACAGCUUUGUUGCGAUAUCGUAAUGAGCGGAAGCAAUUGGAAUCGUGGGGAUGCAGUGGAUCAUACAUAGGUGGCCGAACAAUUAUUACGGCGGCGCAUUGUGUGGACGAACAAUCGAAACGAGAUUUGGGAGACUUGCAAUUUGUACGACUUGGUGAAUACGAUACCGAAACAAAUCCUGAUUGUAUCGACUAUGGGGACGACAAAGACUGCAAUGAGCCACCAUUCGAUUCGGCAGUAAAAAAUAUUUUAAUACACCCAAAACGAACGGAAACAUCCAAAGAAUACGACAUUGCUAUUAUUAUUAUAGAAACGAAACCGCCAUACACAGACUUCAUUCGACCUAUUUGUUUGCCGGAUUUGGCCGAGAAGGACCUUUUCGAUCCAGAGGAAGUAUUGUAUGUGACAGGGUGGGGAUGGACAAUUGGAUAUGUUCGCAGUCCAAGCAAUGUUAAACGACACGUUCGUAUUGAGGCAGUUCAUCAUGAUGUUUGUCGUAAACAAUAUGAGAAAAUUAGUUUGAAUCCGAACUCGCAAAUGUGUGCCGGUGGUAAGGGUGGCCAUAAUCCGUGUAGAGGUGAUUCGGGCGGUGCAUUGAUGCGUCUUGUGCUCGGAACUUAUUGGCAGUUAAUUGGAUUGGUGUCAUUCGGGCCAGGAGUUUGUGCCAUAGAAGGAGUCGAUGGAAAAGCAGCCGUUUUUACAAAAGUCAACUAUUUUAUACCGUUCAUUGUCCAAAAUUCUCUCUAAAAAAAUUGUAUCACAAUAAUUCCGAAUUUAUUGAUUUCUACUAGCUGGAAGGAAGGAAAAAUAAAAUAAAAGACUUUGGUCUCAUUUAAACUUGUUUACUUCAAUUUUAUUUGUUGUUUUUGAAUUUAUAAAGAAUUUUACCUUACAUUCAAACGACUUAAAAUGUUAGAAAUAAAAUUAAGAAAUUCAAUAUUCAUUUCCA